This is a messenger RNA of Alosa alosa (allis shad), 2984 nucleotides long. RefSeq names its product serine/threonine-protein kinase NIM1. The transcript has 4 exons. The coding region runs from base 13 to 1344 and encodes 443 amino acids. Lineage: Eukaryota; Metazoa; Chordata; Actinopteri; Clupeiformes; Clupeidae. Gene Ontology annotation, biological process: protein phosphorylation; microtubule cytoskeleton organization; intracellular signal transduction. Gene Ontology annotation, molecular function: protein serine/threonine kinase activity; tau-protein kinase activity; ATP binding. The record is from RefSeq and is a predicted model, not a curated record. Gene Ontology annotation, cellular component: cytoplasm.
CUCAAGCAGAGGAUGAAAGACCCGCAGCCGCCAGGUCUGAAGACAAAGAAAUCAUGGUCAAUGCUGCAGCGAGGCAAGAAGAAGACUAAGGAGGAGAUGGUCGAGAACAAGCCCAAGCCCGCACCAGUCCAGAAGCCACCACCGCUCACAGCAGAACAGAGGAUGAAGCAAACGCCCAUUGAGAGGGUCAUCUAUGACAUGGCCCACAAUGAGAGAAUGGUGAACGACCUCAUUCUGGGCCGAAGGAUAUCCUUCUAUGAGCUCCGAGGGGAAGUGGGAGCAGGGAAUUUUUCCUAUGUCAAACUAGGGAUUCAUGCCCUAACAAAAGAAAGGGUAGCCGUCAAGAUUCUUGACAAGAGCCGUCAGGACAAGAAGACACAGUCUCUGUUUGCCUCGGAGAUCCAGUGCAUGGAGAAGCUGUCCCACCCCAACAUUGUGCGCCUCUACGAGGUGCUGGAGACCAGCAAGCGCCUGUAUUUGGCUAUGGAGUACGGAAGUGGCGGGGAUCUAUACUCACGGAUCAGCAGCAGGGGGCGCCUGCCGGACCUGGAGAGCAAGCUGGUGUUUGCACAGAUCAUUUCGGCCAUCAAGUACAUGCAUGAGAACAACAUUGUCCACAGGGAUUUGAAAGCAGAAAACAUUUUCUACACCACGACUUACUGCAUCAAAGUGGGCGACUUUGGCUUCAGCACGGUGACCAGCCCCACUGAGACCCUGACCACGUUCUGUGGCUCGCCGCCAUAUGCAGCCCCGGAGCUCUUCAAGGAGAAAGGCUACAUCGGCCAAUACGUGGACAUAUGGGCCCUGGGCAUCCUGCUGUACUUCAUGGUGACGGCGAACACGCCCUUCGCCGCCGACAACCUGAGCCGACUGAAACGAAUAAUCUUACACGGCGCUUAUGUCAUCCCGCCACACGUGCCUGAUCCCUGUCAGCUGGUCAUCAAGGGGAUGCUUCGGCAGGUCCCCAACGACCGCUCCUCCAUCUCCCAAAUCAUGAGCAGCAAAUGGCUUAGCGGGAUCGAGUACCCAAAGCCGUAUCCCAUGCUCAAUCUGACCCCAGCGCACCUGGUGGACACAACCGGCACGCUGACGGUGGAGGAGAAGGAGGUGAAAACGGCAUUGAGUGAUCUGGGCAUCACAGGGGCCCACCUGCAGAACAAUUGUGCGGACUCUCACAGCCCUAUCACAGGAACCUACCGCAUCCUGAUGCACCGCAUACAGAAGAGGAGGUCUGUGGAAGCAGUGGGCUACACGUCUUUGUAUCCAGAGGAAUUCCAAACCAAAAACUCUUGGGUUGAUUCGGCACUGAAACAUAAUCCAUCUUCUGUCUGUGCUAUCCUGUAGGCCUUGGUCCUUUGAUCUACUGCAAUAUUGUCAUACUUCAGGAGAAAAACAGUGCAUCUGCCUGUGAAAACAUGCAGAUAGGGCCAUUAUUUAUCAUUCACUUUGUCUUUUCGAGUUUUGAAGAGGUCUUCUAACAAUAAAAAUAUAAUAGUAGUAAUAAGCUUUAUUUGUAUAGCACUUUUCAUACACAGAAUGCAGCUCAAAGUGCUUUACAUUUGAAGCAUUUAACACAAUAAUAUAGAGAAAAAAUAGGACAGAGGCUGACGCAGGAUUAAAGAUUUAGAACUUUUUUUAAAUCCUAGUUAAAGGAACCUGACAUCACAAAUUUCAAGUUCGAGUUCAAGUGGUUUAUUACAUGUUACUCAUAAAAGGAAUUAUAAGUAAUGAAAUUCCCUGGGCUCAAGAGCCAGCUCAACUCUAAAGAAGAAAUGAAAAGUAGAAAUUAAAAGUAUAGUGUAUAUAAGGUAUAUUUAGUGUGUGUAUGGUGUGUGUGUAGGGGGAGGGGGGCAAAUUCUCUAUUCUGAAACAAAACACCAAGAUAUUACUUCUAAAAGUGCAAUAUGCCCUUUAAUCAGUGCAUUGCAUUAAGAACAGUAUUACUUAUGCAAAAUGAAGAAGUUUACUCAUGCAGCAAGAUAUGUAUCUCCUAUUUUGUGUUUCUUUAAAAGAAUUUUACUCAGGGAGGACUACUAUGUUUAAAAAAUUAUUAUAUUUUUUAUGUUUUUUUUACAAUCACUGCUUUUUUGAGUGUUUAUUGGGUGCUCUAUCAUAGAUCAGUUUGUAUAAAACAAAUUUGGCUAUUAAAUGUCAUGUAUAUCUGUUUGAAGUUGUAUUUGUAUCUCAAUUUCAGGGUUUCAGGUUUAAUCACAACUUGAUCAUUUUCUCACUGUAAAGCAUUUACAGCACUUUAUUACCCUAAUUCUUUUAUAUUAUUAAAUGGUUAGCACUUCUUUCACUGUUUUCAGGUGAUUGACAGUCACGGGAGUUUUUCUGUAUGAGAAACACCAUUCCAGUCCUGUUGAGACGUGAGAACCCGCGUAAUGUUGAAUGCAAGAUGAUAGAAUGACUUACGAUGUCACAAAUCUCUGCCAAAAAAAAUCUAUGUCAGCAGUAACUUUCUACAGUUUCACAAUGUGCUUCAUGUCUGAAAAGAGGAUCUUGACAACUCUUGAAAAGAAUUGUAUCAUACCAAAUCAUUGAGUCUUUAUUUUUUUACCACUCUACUGUGAUUAUAGGUAAUAAAACCCUGGUAUGCAGAUGUAUUCCUCUGCAAAGCUGAAUCAUAGCUUGAAACCUUGUUCAUCCAUCAGAAGCUGUUUAUAUUUUGUGAAAGCAUUGUAUAUCACUGAAAUAUUCAACUCUCUUGGAAAUUAAACACAAAAACUCAUUGGACUCUCAGUGAACUCAGAGGUAUUUAUACCCUGAAACUGGCUUGAGAUAAUAUUUUAAUAAAUGGUAUUGUUAUUCUUCAAACACGUCUAAAUAGAUGCUUAUAAUGGCUCUGUAUUUUGUUUUGAAAUGGCUUAGUUUUUUUAAUCAAAAUCAACUGCAAGUUGUUCGUGUCAUGUUUUGAGAUUAACUGUUCUUGGCAAGGAUAAAAUGAUACACAUCGUAACAAUAUACAAUAAACAUACAACACA